Alternaria burnsii is the source of this 387-nucleotide messenger RNA. RefSeq lists its product as uncharacterized. NCBI's taxonomy places the organism in Eukaryota, Fungi, Ascomycota, Dothideomycetes, Pleosporales, Pleosporaceae. The record is from RefSeq and is a predicted model, not a curated record. The transcript is spliced from 2 exons. The coding region runs from base 1 to 387 and encodes 128 amino acids.
AUGGUUUACACAAUCGUCGUUCACCUGCUCGCCAAGGAAGACCAAGAAAGCAUUAACAAGCUGAGCGCUAAGCUUGUCGAGGCUAGCCAGGUGUACAGCAAGGACAAGGAGACAUUGAGCUGGUUUGUUAUGCAGGACACUGUCGAUAAGAGGAAGUUCACUAUCGUUGAACGGUAUCUGAAGGAAUCAUCUCAACAAUACCACCUGAACAACCCAUACUGGAAGACUUUCGACCCGUACGUGAUUCCUUUGUUGGCCGCACCCAUGGAUCUGAGGCGCCUGGAAGAGUUGGACACGACUGUCACGAGCGCGGGUGCGCAUUACCAUGAAGACGCUGUAAAGACGGAGACCAGUGUUGGCGAUAUGUACAAGGGAACUGACGCUUAG